AUGGCUCCUGUGGUGAAUGAUCUAGCAAUGGACUCUGAACAUCGUGUGAUUUUGAACGUUGGGGGCAUACGACAUGAAACGUACAAGGCGACGUUGAAGAAGAUACCCGCCACUAGACUCUCCAGGCUGACUGAAGCUUUGGCCAAUUACGAUCCUCUUCUGAACGAGUAUUUUUUCGACCGCCAUCCAGGAGUGUUUGCUCAAAUACUAAAUUACUACCGUACUGGAAAACUGCACUACCCAACAGACGUGUGUGGACCUCUUUUCGAGGAGGAACUUGAAUUCUGGGGGCUUGACUCGAAUCAGGUUGAACCGUGCUGUUGGAUGACAUACACGCGGCACCGUGAAACUCAGGACACCUUGCAAACCCUCGAACGACUUGAUAUCGAUACUGAUAAAAAGACAGAAGAAGAGCUCUAUGAAAAGUUUCAUCUUGAGGAGCAGUACCUCACCGGCACCUUGACCAAGUGGCAGAAGUGGAAACCAAAGUUGUGGGCACUGAUAGACGAACCAUACUCGUCUCUUUACGCCAAGAUAGUCGCCUUUGUAUCAGUCUUCUUCAUUAUCCUCUCAAUAGUUUCUUUUUGCUUAAAAACGGCUCCGACAAUGCUGAUUCCGGAAUUGGUAAAUCGCACAAUCGAACUCCCUGUUAACCUUUCCCCUGAUCCCAGUCACACCAGUGGAAGCUACCAUUUUGGUGAAAUCGAGCCCAGACAAGAUGACGACGGAACACAUAACCUCGUUCACACUCGGUCGUCUCGAUCUGUGUCUCCAGAGUUCUCUUCACGUUCCGCCUUCGAUCGCCCCGCUCAUAAGGCAAAGCAGAUCUUUUGGAUGCUCGAACGUACGACAAUCAAGGCGCAUGAUAUAUUUGACUACAUCGAAAUCAUCUGCAAUAUAUGGUUUACUUUCGAAAUCAGUCUUCGCUUUUUGGUGGCGCAUUCCAAACUGGACUUUUUCCGAUCGGCAGUAAAUGUGAUUGAUCUACUCGCCUUGCUGUCGUUCUACUUGGACCAACUUCUUGCAAAGGUGCUCAUGCUUCACUCCGACUACGAGGUUCUUGAGUUCUUCUCGAUUGUGCGUAUAAUGCGCUUAUUUAAACUGACUCGACACUACUCGGGCCUAAAGAUUCUCAUCCACACUUUUCGCGCAAGUCUAAAGGAACUUUUGCUAUUGGUGUUUUUUCUUGGUGUGUUCAUUAUCAUAUUCGCUGCGUUGAUGUACUACGCAGAGAGGUUUCAGCACAACCCUCAUAAUGACUUCAACUCUAUUCCUGUUGGAUUGUGGUGGGCUAUCGUUACAAUGACGACAGUAGGAUAUGGAGACAUGGUCCCGAAAACGUACCUUGGAAUGGUAGUUGGCGCAAUGUGUGCAAUCACCGGUGUGCUAACGAUCUCCUUGCCUGUUCCAGUGAUCGUCUCGAAUUUCUCAAUGUUUUAUUCACACACUCAAGCCAGAUCAAAGUUGCCAAAGAAACGACGUCGGGUGUUACCCGUCGAGGCAGUUCGUCCAAAGAAUGGUGGAGUGGUUGGUAUUGCGGAAGGCGUUUUCACAAGCUUCGCUUCUAACGUCAGUCUUCCAGCGAGAGUAAUCGAAGGGUCUGUGGUACCAGAGGUUGGUAUUGCAGACACUGCACGUCGGAGAUUUAAGGCCAAUACCAUGUUUGAAAAUGACCACGCUGGCCCAGUUUGUUAUCAAAAGAGUAAGUUGUUUGCAGUCGGCCUGUAUUGUCCUAUGGUCUUUACUAAUCAACUAAACGCGUCCAAAGAAUUCAACUGA
Molecule: messenger RNA, 1779 nt
Organism: Mesocestoides corti
Lineage: Eukaryota; Metazoa; Platyhelminthes; Cestoda; Cyclophyllidea; Mesocestoididae
Source: the annotation of a GenBank genome assembly